This is a messenger RNA of Ficedula albicollis (Collared flycatcher), 2594 nucleotides long. RefSeq names its product tripartite motif-containing protein 7. Gene Ontology annotation, molecular function: protein binding; zinc ion binding. The record is from RefSeq and is a predicted model, not a curated record. The transcript has 8 exons. NCBI's taxonomy places the organism in Eukaryota, Metazoa, Chordata, Aves, Passeriformes, Muscicapidae. Bases 30 to 1463 code for a protein of 477 amino acids.
CCGACACCUCCGCUCCGAGGAGAGAGGCCAUGGCCGCCGUGUUCCUGCCCGGCAACCUGCAGGACGAGGCCACCUGCUCCGUGUGCCUGGAGUUCUUCAAGGACCCGGUGUCCAUCGAGUGCGGGCACAACUUCUGCCGCGCGUGCAUCGUCAAGAGCUGGAAGGAGCUGGAGAUGGAUUUCCCGUGCCCGCAGUGCAGGGAGGUUUUCCAGCAGCGGAGUUUCCGCCCCAACCGGCAGCUGGCGAACAUGUCCGAGAUCAUCAACCAGUUCGCGCAGCGCGGGGCCAAGGGCGCGGCGGAGGACGGGCUGUGCCCCAAGCACCGCGAGGCGCUCAAGCUCUACUGCAAGGACGACCGCAGGGCCAUCUGCGUGGUGUGCGACAGGUCCCGCGAGCACCGCCCGCACGCCGUGGUGCCCGUGGACGAGGCUUCCGAGGAGUACAAGGAGAAAAUCCAGGAGCGCUUGGAUUUCCUGAGGAAGGAGCGGCAGGAGCUGCUGGAGUUCAAAGUGAACGACGAUAAGAAAACCCAGGAGCUGCUGAGAACCAUCGAGAGCGAGCGGCAGAAGCUUCUCUCGGACUUCGAGCGGCUGCGGCAGUUCCUGCACGACCAGGAGCACAUCCUGCUGGGGCAGCUGGAGAAGAUGGAGAAGAGCAUCUCCAGGAGGCAGAACGAGAACAUCACCGACCUCUCCAAGGAGAUCACGCUCCUCAACAAGCUCAUCACCGAGCUGGAGGAGAAAAUCCAGCAGCCCAUGCUCGAGUUCCUCAAGGACGUGACCGCCACCAUCAGCAGGAGCGAUGAUGUGAAGUGCCCCAAGCCCGUCCCCGUCUGCACCGACAUGAAGACGCACGUCUGCAACUUCUCCCUCAAAACCGUCGUCCUCGAGAAGGUCCUGAAGAAAUUCCGAGAGCACCUGCAGGACGAGCUGGGACGAGGCGAAAAAGAGGAGCUGACCCUGGACCCCGACUCCGCCAACCACCUGCUGAUCCUCUCGGCCGACCUCAAGAGCGUGCGCAUGGGCUGCCGGCGGCAGGAGCUGCCCGACCACCCCAAGCGCUUCGACACCAACUCGCGGGUGCUGGCCAGCACGGGCUUCGCCUCGGGGCGCCACUACUGGGAGGUGGAGGUGGGCGCGUCGGACGGCUGGGCCUUCGGCGUGGCGCGCGAGUCGGUGCGCAGGAAGGGGCUGACGCAGUUCUCGCCCGACGAGGGCAUCUGGGCCCUGCAGCAGAACGGGGGCCGCUACUGGGCCGUCACCUCGCCCCAGCGCACGCCGGUCUGCCCGGGCCGCCGGCUCAGCCGCGUCCGCGUCUGCCUGGACUACGAGGGCCAGGAGGUGUCCUUCUACGAUGCCGAGAACAUGCAGCACAUCUUCACCUUCAACGUGGCCUUCCAGGAGAAGGUGUUCCCGCUCUUCUCCGUCUGCUCCACCGUCACCUACAUCAAGCUGUGCCCCUGAGGCGGCGCCGGGGCGGGGCGGGAGCCAAAAAAGAGUCAAGGACUCGGGGGGAGAGCAGCGCAGGAGGGUCCUCGGGGCAGCGGGAGGCAGAGGGAUGUCCAAAAAGAGGGAGGAAUUGUGGUCGGCAGCUGAAAGGAGGGUUGUGGCCACCAACUUGAAGGCGGUGGCCACCAGUUCAAAGGUUGUGGCCUCCAGCUCAAAGAUCGUGGCCACCAACUCAGAGAUUGUGGCCACCAGCUCUAAGAUUCAACUCAAAGAUUGUGGCCACCAAUUCUAAGAUCGUGGUCACCAGCUCAAAGGCUGUGGCCACCAACCUGAACCCAGCCCCAGAAGGGGUGACGAGCUCAGCCAGGCAGAGAGGAGGAGCCCCCCGGACAUUGUGGCACCCAGACCCCGAUGGGGUUUGGGAAUCUGGGGAAACUCUGGAGCGGGUCCCCUUUGGAAAUGGAAUGUUUGUGGGGGCGAAUGAAUGACCUGGGGAAAGGGGGGAUUGGGCAGAGAUCCUCGGAAAUCCGUCCAAAGCAAAACUGUCUGUGCACAGAGAAGAAUUCCAGUCAGAGACUCCCGGGUUCCUUCUCCCACCCGUGGCGAUCGCUGCCCCCCAGAAGCGUUUUUGGGAGGUCCUGAGAGCCGUCCCCAGCUCUGACCUGGCCGGUGUGGAGAGGCUCUGGGGUUUUGGCUGCUCUCCCUCUCUGGCUCCGCACCCACGGCUCCUCUGGGAAAGGUUAAAAGGUGCUUUCUUGGGUUUUUUUUUCCAGUGGUGUUUGUCCUGAGCAAGACCCACGUUAGUCCGUGCUGAGGCCUCUCCGUGGACACGACCUUCCCAAAAUUUCCCUCGUGGUUCUCACGUGGGUUUAGGUGCUGAAUCUCGUGUUCCCUCAGGUUCUCAGCAAAUUCAUCCCUUUAUGCUCAUUUCUUCUUUUUUUUAUUUUUUUUCCCCGCUGGAAAUCCUCAGUCUCUGCCAAGGAGCUGGGGCAGAACUCGCAUUUGCUUUGUGCAUUCUGGUUUUGCCAAAAAAACCAAAACAAAACAAAACAAAAAAAGCAGCUUUAAAAAAUACUUAGUGUCUUACUGCCUGAAGUGCUGGUAAAGGGAGGUUCUGGGGUUGGACAGCUGUAUAUAUAUAUAUGU